AAUUAUGAAAUGGGUCGGUCCAGCUCUAAAUUGCUGGAAACGCCCAACAAUCCUCUGCAGGAGUUGCAAUUUGAGGAGCGUAAGCGUGAGCAACGCAAACGCAAGCAAGAAAAGCAACUAAAAAAAAUUGCCAAAUUGCAAAAGAAGCAAGCGAAGAAGACAAAAAGGAAGAGCAAACAGAGCAAGGACCCCGAAAAGCAGACUUCCAUAACCACGAAACACGCUAGUGGCACGAAGCGCACGAAUAGCCUGAAUUCGCAGAGCACAAGCUACGAAAUCAAUAAGGAAGAAUUCAAUCGACAAAUCGAGCAGCAAAUACAAAAUCAUUUAGAUAGUGAUCUCUGCACAUUUAUCAUGAAUCAGGUGUCGUUAACGUUGCAGUUUUUCGGAAAUUAUGAAAAUGAAUUGGCAAACAUUUCUGAGGAAUUGCUAGCCAAAGAGAAUGAUUUGAAUCAGAAUCUCGAGGAGCAUUCCAUACUCUUAUCGACGCCAUUGGAUGCUGCUGUCUCCAAGUGGAUGCAAUACAAACCAGUCCACGGUCCAGAGAAACACACACCUCAACCGCUCCAGCCGCUGGCAAUGUAUGUGAUAUUCGAAAAUAUCGAUAUAGCGCGACCGAACGAUGCCAAUUACGAUUCAAUUUCACCACUUUGCAAAGUUGAUUUGGACACGGAUUUCUACAACACAACGCCCUGUAAGGAGGACUACAUGGAAAUGUUGCGCGAGACAAAAUGGAAGGGCUAUGUACGGCUGAAACUACGUGAAGAGCCAAAAACCCAACGAAUUGCGGCUACCGAUGGCGAUGUGUAUACGGACGGCAGCUCGGGUUAUAGCACGACGAGUGUCUACAGUCUUAAAGCGCCAAGCAAUUACGCUGAAUCUGAGUAUGACUACACCUACAUAGCGCAUUUGAAUACACAUCAUCCAUUGUCCGAGCUUAAGAUGCACAAUCAACGUGGUAACUAUAAAUUGGAUGCCAAAGUCUUGCCAGACUCAUGUGUAUCCAAUUUGCGGCAGUUUGCUGAACCAUUGAAUGAUGAAGACACCGACGACGAUGAUGAUGACGAUGAAGAUGAAACUGAGCCGGAGUCCGAUGAUGAAGACAGCGCUGAUGAAGGUUACAAUGGCGUGCAAAGGAGAGCCAAUGAGAAGACACGAUACCGAGAUGUCGAGACGUUGGAGGCCAUACGCCUGUAUAAGUUGGAGCAGGAACGACGUCAGGUACUGAUGCAGCAAUGUUAUCUUAACUCCAAAGAAUUUAUGCGUUAUUUUGGUGAGUUGGUACGUCAACAGCUUGCCGAUCGCCUACAAAUAUUCCCCGAAGAAUUAAGCGAGGGCACAUAUCGCGGUUCAUCGAUCUACACAAAAUACUUCGAACUCAUACCCGCCAUUUAUGUGGCGCAUAAUGCACAACACUGGCCGGAUUGCGCAUUUCAAUUUCGCAUACGUGAGCGUCCUAUCUCCACCAAUCCACUAACGGGACAACAAUUUCAGUGGCCAACGCGUUCGAUGAUUAGACGUAUCGAAACUUUUGGCUUUCAUGUCAUACCCAUUGGUUAUGCGCCCAAACGACAACGGAAUCCUUUUCGUGAGCUCGAAUGGCGUAUUGUUUUUCCGAAAGCGGAGCGCUACUUGGAGCAACAUUUAACAAAUACACAAGUGAAAGUAUUCAUGAUGACCAAGGCUUUGGUGAAGACAUUUGUCGAACCACAAGAGAAGCAUAAGGCGCUCUCGUUCAUAAUGGAGCAUCUGCGCAUGCAUCUCUUCUGGGAAUGCGAGCGCAACUACACUGGCUGGCCGGAGGAGUAUCUCGGUGAGGUGCUUUUGCGUUUUAUUAGCACAUUUAUGCAGCGACUGCGCGAAAAAUGUUUAAAGGACUUCUUUAUUGAAGAACGUAAUCUCUUCGAGAGCAUACCGGAAUACUCUUUGGUCAUGUUAUUCUCAAUACUGGCCGAUAUUGUGGCGAAUCCUUUGAUGCAUCUAAUGGUGGCACUUAAAAAUCUAGAUUUUGAAGAAGACUUUUUUCCAAAAUUGAAUUUUAAGAAGAUAUUUGAAAAUAUUUCCGAAAAUAAUAUGUUGAAAUUGAAAAUGCAAGCGAAAAAUUCACGAAGUCUAGUUGGUUUGGAUGCGGCGGAAGAUGAACCGGCACUCUUGCAAGACGAAGGUGCAAAGGGUUUGGUCGGCAUGAAGCAACAUCGUGAGAAAACCAACGGUAAACUACGAAGGAAGACGCAUGUGAUGCGACACAAUAUUGAAAUGAAGAAGAAACAAGAAUAUGAACGGCGUCGCUUGUCAGAGGAGUCCAUAGAUAUCGAGUUUUUCUUCCGGCGCAAUAUAAAAAACUCCAAAUUGAAGCAUCUCAAUCAGGGUGUUGAAAACUUACGACGCACAAAUAUACUCGAAAUAAUCAUCGACCAUCUAAUAGCGAUGACCGAAAAGGCAAUGGAGUUUCGUGUUUGUUAUUUGGCUAAAACGUUCUUGGCACACGCGAGGCGCCUCUGCAAAUUCUACAAUAAUUAUGGUUGUGAUAUGGGUGCUAGAGAGUACCUCAACACUAUCGGUAGUUUGGAGGAGGAAAUUGCCGGUUUGCAGACGAAUGAAGAUUUUAAAAACUUACCGCCUACUUUGCCGAUACGCACAAGUGUAGAGACCAGCAAUAAGACUAAGCUAACCAAAGAAGUUUUCGAGCAUUUAGAGAGCGUGCGGCGUACCGUAAGAGUCGACAUUGAAGUAACGCACAGUGAAAGAGGAAACUCUCCAGCGACUUGUAGAAAAAGCAUCGCAAAGUCGUUGGAGGAGAGCGUUGAGCAAGCACAUUCUUACAAUGAUCUCGAGUUAGUGGAUAACAUAACACCCAAUUUGGGGCGACGCAAGUCUAUUAAGUUUACCGAACAUGUGGUGGAAGUACAUGAAGGAGACACAAAUCCAAUACAAAAGCCUGAGGGACAGAGUUUGGUUGGUAUUUUGCGCUUCAAUCCCGAAGUAACGGAAAUUUGUGAUGCACCUGCAGUUGAAAGAGACAAGCGGGAGGUCGCUUAUGAGAGCUAUGAAUCGAUUGAUAACUACAGUUUGAACGAUGAUGUUGGUGAGAACAAUCGUAUUGAUGUCAUUGUGGGAAGUGAAGAAGUCAAUAAAUCACAAGUGGUAGGGGAAGGCGAAGAUGAAGCAACAGAGACAACUGAUAGCCCGCGGAAUUCUGCAGUAAAGACGCCAAGUGAUGAUAGAAUACUCGGUGAUUUUAGUAAAAGAAUUGGCAUGCUGCGUAAGCUAACGCACGGCAAUUCGCAAGUCAUUAAAGAUAUUACAACGUCAACGGAAAAGCUAUUCGUUUCGAUGGCCUCGGAAGAAACACGUUCGCAGUUAAAAGAGGUGAUAAGACGCAAAACAUUUCAGCUGAAAGGUGCUUUCAAUCAGUGCUCGGAGUCUUGACAUUGAUUUAAGUUAUUUU
Messenger RNA from Bactrocera tryoni, 3448 nucleotides. RefSeq lists its product as uncharacterized. The record is from RefSeq and is a predicted model, not a curated record. NCBI's taxonomy places the organism in Eukaryota, Metazoa, Arthropoda, Insecta, Diptera, Tephritidae. The coding region runs from base 10 to 3429 and encodes 1139 amino acids. The transcript has 4 exons.